Molecule: messenger RNA, 2757 nt
Organism: Neltuma alba
Lineage: Eukaryota; Viridiplantae; Streptophyta; Magnoliopsida; Fabales; Fabaceae
Exons: 3
Coding region: 434-2632 (732 amino acids)
Source: RefSeq, a predicted model, not a curated record
UCUAGUAAACAUGUGCAGUUAGCAGUUUCUUGUCUCUUCUUUCUUUAAAAACUAAUUUCCGUGUGUCUGUGCAAGAGAGAUAGUUCACUCUUUACUCUUCAGCCUAUCUGAGUAUUUAGUGUAUCGGCUUCUAAGACUACUUUUUCUCCACUUAUACUGUGCUUGUGCUUUACUGCUACUUCUCUUGCGGUGGUUGAACUUGCUUUUAAUCUCUACUUUCUCGUGGUCAAUCUGGGAGUUCUGAGUUCCGUAUGGGCCAGGAUUGAACCUUCUAGCAAAUGGGUUAGUUUCAUUAAUUAUUCUCAUGGAGACUUUCCCCUCAAGUUUAGAUAGCAUGAUUGUUCGUUGAUGCCGCUUGUUGAGAUUUUUUUUUUUUUUUCCUUCGCCGAGCUUGCUUCUCCGAGAUCUAUUCAAAAGGACUCUGCAUUUGUUGAUGGGACAAGAGAUGAAGUUGGAUCUCAAUGUGAAGUCUUCAGAGGGUCUGAGUCCCGAUACUGUUCUGCUAUCUCAUCAAUAUCCUUCGAAUGUCAAGAGGAGACAUAAAAAAGUUAAACACAUUGGAAAAAAUGAAUUGUGGACCCUCACAGAAGACUUGUCCAAAAACAGGUUUGCUAAAUUACGCAGUUCAUCAUGUAAAAGCAGCCUCUCUAGACCUAGUGGACGGGAGGUUAAUGUAGAGAUGAGGCGGGGUUCCAUGUAUCAGAGUUCAGAGGAGCUAAAGUAUAUAAAAGCAAUGAGCACCGGGGAGGGAAGGAAAAAGAUAGAAAUUUCACGUAGCAGUGACACCUCUUUUUCUGGGAGCAUUGUUGAUUCUUUAUGUAGCUCUGAUGAUGAAGAUCCUAGAAAGAAAUCUUCAAUGAUGUAUAAGGAAUCAAAAAUGAAUUCACGGUCUGUUUCCAGAUCCUCAGCUCGCUUGGAGUCCCAUUCUCCAAAUGGCUUUAUUGAAUUCUGCAUAACUUCAGAUGUUAGGGAUAGAUUUUCUACUUCAACUGCAGAAAGAGAUUCUAUAAAUUCAAAUGCCAGAAAUGAUAGUGUUAUUGGUUCUCUGGAGAAAGAUGCAGUUCAUGCAUUGGUCAAAUCGUUCUCUUCCAAAGUGGAAGCCUUUCACUUGUUAUCUCCCUCAAAAAAUGACUGCUUGUCAAAAGCCAAUUCAAACGUCCAGUCCACCCCUGUCAAGAAAAUGUUCAAUUCAUUCACGAAGUCCAAAUCUUUGACAAGUCCAAGGAGCCGUAAGUUGGAAAACAGUGAGGUCAAAUCAACUGGUAUGGUAAAUAUAACAAGAAGCAGGACUUACCAGAAAUCUCUCCUAAAUGACUUCUCUAACACAGAAAAGUAUUCCGAUAUUAUUUCUGAGUUUAUCAGUAGAGAUAUCCAGCAUUCAGGAAUUGCUAGUUCACCAGUCCACCUGCACGGUAGUCUCAAGUUUGAAAACAAACAUGGAGUUCCAUUUUUUGAGUUCAAGGUGAAUUGCCCUGAAGACUUUUUAGUGGCCAAGAUGAGGAGAGUAGAUAAUACUUCCAAUUGGGCAUAUACCUUUCAUUCCAUUGAUGGUAGAAAGAAAAGCAGUGCCAUUGGCUUGGGAUCCCAUGAUUGUGACAGGGUUUCCUCAAUGGUAGCACAGAUGUUAGUUGCCUCUAACUUAUGUUCAGAAUUUAAAGAUGGAGCCUUUGACAACUCUAUGGUGACAGAAUUUGUGUUGUAUGAUCUUGCAAACUCAAGACCAAGCGCUUCACUUCAAAAGGAUUCUCCCUGUGACCAAGAUUCUAAAACCUUGAAACCUUCCCAUGUGGGAAGAGAAACAUUCGAGCUUGAUGAGAAAACUCCUGCAAUUAAGAACAAACUUCAAGACAAGCUUUUAUUUGGCAGUGUCGAUUUCAAUGAUUCAAAGUCUUAUCCUUUGUUGUGCUCAGAAUUGCGUCAAAAUCUUGAAAUUGCAGCCAUCGUUUUGCAAAUUCCAUUUCACAAGAGAGAGAGUUUCAGACACACGAGAAAGAGUAGAGGUGCUAGAGAGCAUCGCAACCGAAGUGAUCAUUCUGAGAUAGAACAGAGAAGAAAAGGCCUUCAUGAAAGCAGAGGCCCGGAACAGGUGAAGGUGGUCAUUCCAAAGGGCAACCAUGGUCUACCGAUUGAUGAAAACCAGGGUCCCUCACGUUUGCUUGAUCGGUGGAGACAUGGUGGAGGUUGUGACUGCGGUGGGUGGGACAUGGCCUGUCCGCUUGUCCUUUUAGGCAACCCUGGUGUUCAAUUUUCUGAAGACCGCUCUCUCAUGGAGAAUUAUCAAACACUCGAACUCUUUGUUCAGGGAGCAAAAGAGAGUUGUCCUACUUUUAGCAUGAGAGUAGUUGAAGAAGGGCAGUAUGCUGUUGAUUUUCAUGCACAAUUAUCCACAGUACAAGCAUUUGCCAUUUGUGUUGCUAUUUUACAUGGCACCGGUAACUUCCAUGGAGCGGGGAGGCAGAAGAAACAAGAGUUGUCGCAAUGUAGUUCAAUGAAAGUACUUAAAGAUGAGGACGGAGGGGAAUUUUUGAUAGAUUCAGUUACUAGAGAGGACAAGACAGCGUCAAAGUCUCCGAAAUCAAAUCUUCGAUCCUACGUGCUAAACCCACCCUUUUCACCUGUCGCCCGAGUAUGAAGCAUAAAGGGGACUCUUGAGCUAUGAUGCUCGGAUUCUUGGGGCAAAUGGGGGGAAAGAAAAGGGACGAAUUUGUAUCGGAUGCAUGUUCGAUAAAUACAUGUAUGUACUUGUAUUUUUUUUGU